Trichobilharzia szidati is the source of this 607-nucleotide messenger RNA. Lineage: Eukaryota; Metazoa; Platyhelminthes; Trematoda; Strigeidida; Schistosomatidae. The record is from the annotation of a GenBank genome assembly.
UGGAAACUAUGUGGGUCAGAAACCAUAUGAAGCUAAGCGUGUUACUUGCCAAGGAGAUGGAAAGGAUCCUAGUGGUAUAACCCUUGAUCAGUUAAAAGCCAGACCACAAAGUGCUAAACAGCGAUCUUCAAAACAACCCAAUCAACCAAAAACCAAUGCUAAAAGACCUAAUGUCAAUAACAGACCACAAAGCGACGCCAGGAUACCAACAAGUACAAACAAAAGACCUACCAAUGUUGUUAGCAGACCUGAUAAUGGUAAAAAGCAAACAAAUUACAACACUGGGUCAAUAAAUUACAAUUCCCAACUAGGUAGUAUUGACUGGAACGACGUUUUAUCUAAAAUGAACAUUGAUAGUACCAAACUGAGAAACAACAACUACAAAACAGUAUAUUAUAAAACUGGACCAUUUGAUGCUAAGUGGGAGCAAUUUUUUCGCAAACAACAACAAGGUGGAAAUAGCAAACCGAUAAGUAACAAGAGUAACAAACAAACAAAAUAUAUUACUAAUCCUGAUGGUUCAACUACCAAAGUACAUACCUGGGAAUACACCUAUCAAGUACCGUCGACAUACAGACGUACGAGCAAAGUUUCCAAUGGAAAAUGA